AUGGACUACUUCGGCGAGGAUGACCCCAAUCAUAGCCCUCAUCUCGGGGAGAUUGCCUAUCCUGACAUUGAUGAAACUGUCCAAUACCCAUGGCAAGGGAGUGGGCAAUCCUUCUCGCACGAGGCUUCAGCCAUAGACCCGCGUCUGUACAAAGACUUAUUCUCAGGGGGCGAGUCUCAGGAGCCUACACAGUCCGCAGCUGAUGAGGAGCAAUUUGCACCUGAAGAGGAACAGUCUCUAGAGCUGGAUAACUCUGACGAAUCAUCCAGUUUUGUAGCAUCGUCUGAAGAGGAAACAUCGGAGGAUCUUUCGGAUGAUGAUGCCCCAGGCUCAGACCAGGAAGAUGGACUCCGUCGACGCCGUCGACGCAGAGGUCGCUUCUCCGGUCGAUUUGGCGCCCGCGGGGGUAAAGGAAUCAAGAGAGGUCCCCGCAAACCGGUAGAGCCCAGUCCGGAGUUCAAGCUUUUGCACUCGGAGGCAACAUCUGCUUUCAUCGAUGGGGACUAUGACCGCGCAAUCGACCUUGUUAGGCGUGCCAUUCAGGUCAACCCUGAGAUGUUUGCAGCUCACUCCUUGCUCUCAGAGAUUUUCCUAGCCCAAGGCGAGAAAGAAAAGGCCGUGACAGCACUGUUCAGCGGCGCUCACACUCGGCCAAGAGAUACAACAGUGUGGUUGAAGGUGGCUAGGAUGAUAACGGAACAGGCAGGCGACGAUAGACAGGCUGUACUGAACGACGUCCUCUACUGCUAUAGUCGCGUGCUUGAAAUUGAUCCCCAAAACCACAACACCCGCUUCCAGAGGGCUGCCCUCUAUCGGGGCUUGGGUCACAAUGGACGAGCAGUAACCGAGUAUGAGAGAAUCCUUAGGGAUCUUCCUCACAACGUUCGAGCGCUCCGGCUCCUUACAGAUACCCUUUCCGAGCAAAAUCAAUAUCAAAAAGCGCUUGACUAUUGGUCAGAGAGCAUACAGCACUAUAUGGCACAGGAGCCUGAGGAGACCCCAGAGUUCACGUGGUCUGACGCUAAUAUUUACAUCGAGCUGUAUACGUACUUGGGACGGCAUGCUGAAGGGCUCAAAGCUGCGAAAGCGGUGUCGCGAUGGUUAUUGGGGCGCAAAGACGACACUAUGUGGGAUGACUUUGACGAGGAUGAUCGUGAAUGGGACCACGCCGACUUCCCUCGAAGGAUUAAAGCAGAUGGUUAUAUUCCGAAACAGUGGCCGCCGGACUCGUAUGGCCCAGGUUUACCCCUUGAAUUUCGCAUAAAACUCGGUCUCUUCCGUUUGAAGCUACCGGAGCGGCACAUCAAUGAAGCUCUUCAUCACUUCAGAUGGCUUAAACCAGAGGAUACCUCAGACGGGUCUCUAGUUUACGAUUACGGUGACCUCUUUCGAGAAGCCGCCGACGCGCUCAAAGACGCCGAGAUGUUCGAGGACGCCCUUCGAUUCUAUAGGCCCAUUCAGAAAACCGAGUACGCGGAUGUCAGCUUCUUCAUGGCCAUGGGAGAUUGCUUCAAGUCCCUGGGCGAACUGGAAGACGCAGAAAAUUGUUAUUUGACUGUUGCAGAACAUGACACAAGCAAUAUUGAAUCUCGAGUGCAACUUGCCAAGUUAUACGAAAGCAUAGGAAUGACCGAGCAGGCGCUCAGAUAUGUCAACGAUGCCGUUCUACUAGGACGGCAGGAGCAUAGAAGUAAUCGCCGACGGAAGGAUACCCGGCUCGAAGAGCUCGCAAGGGAGUUCAAGUCGGUGAAUGUGGCCGCAGGGCCUAAAGACCAGUCCGUUGAAUCCUCAUCAGCCCUUGGUAACAAGGGUGAGGCAGAAAGGACCGAAAAUAUACAGUUCCUUUUCAAGAAGCUGACGCAAUUGGAACCGAAACUCCAAGCUGGAGACUCUGAGGCCACGGAGGACUGGCUAGACAUUGCUGACGCUCUUCUGCGUGAAUUUCGUUCCAACAGAAUCUUUUACCCGCUUCAACGCAAUGUGGUAUUCCUUGGAUAUAGUAGCAAGGCGGGCAAGGAUGCGCUUAUGGAUGAAUUACAAGAAAUGGCGAAUCGGCUUCAGGAGUCACUAGGUGCGUCUACAAUCCCUACAGACUACCAUGGCAUCAGUUUCGACGAAUGGCUUGACCUAUUCCUGCAGUACGCCCUAACGGUGGCAGGUCAAGGUGAAUUCAGCGAAGCGUAUGAUACUCUAGGAGCCGCUGCGGACGCGAGUGUCUGGUACCACUCUAGAGACAGCUCAAGAUUGAUUCAUGUGUGCUGGUUCACUUGUGCACUCCGACUCCAAGACGAAGAAACUCUCGCCAACGAAGCUCGCUGGUUUAUUAAAGAGUACCAAUUUGUGACAGACACAUACCGCCUGUUUGCCAUGCUUAGCUGUCUCAGCGGCGACCCUCACCGAUCGCUUUUCCACUCAUCCCCCUUGAUGAAGUUCAUGCUCCGCCAGAUUAAAGCCAUAGACUUUACCCUCCCCGACCACAUCGCCGGCGCCCGUCACACCAAAGCCAUCCGAGAAUCAAUCUACAAGGAACGAGCAGCACUAUCAACAAAAGACGAGAAGGGAGAGCCUAUCCCAGCAGAGGAAAUGGACGUAGCCCUACUUGUCCUCUACGGCCACAUCCUCUACUCAGGAAACAGCUUCUACCCAGCCCUCAACUACUUCUUCCGCGCGUACGCACUGGACGACAAGAAUCCGGCCGUCCUUCUUUCAAUAGGCCUCUGCUACAUCCACCACUCCAUGAAACGCCAGUCCGAGAACAGGCACUUCCAAAUCAUGCAAGGACUCUCCUUCAUGAACGAGUACAAACGCCUCCGCGAACGCAAGGGAACACCCCUUGUCGAGAGGCAAGAGAUGGAAUUCAACUUCGCCCGUGUUUGGCAUACCCUCGGACUCGCGCAUCUCGCAGUGGAAGGAUACCAGCGCGUCCUCGACCUCGGCAAAGAAAUACAAGCACAAUUCCAAACAAAACAGUUGCUUACUCCUGCUCACGCAGCCAAUGGAGCGCAAGCAGACGAUAACGAUGCAGACAUCUCAAUGCCCGACGUCGACUCCAAUGUCAAUAUAGACGUCAAUGUUGAUCGGGCCACCCACAGCGUAGAGGUGAAACCGCAAUCGCCACAGCCUGUCAUAGAAAACUUCUCCCGCGAAGCAGCAGUUGCCCUGCAACAACUGUACGCUCUCAAUGGCGACUUCCAGUCCGCACAGGCGGUCACGGCGGCUUGGCUUGUGAUCUGA
Messenger RNA from Aspergillus nidulans FGSC A4, 3234 nucleotides. RefSeq lists its product as uncharacterized. Bases 1 to 3234 code for a protein of 1077 amino acids. Gene Ontology annotation, biological process: transcription by RNA polymerase III. Lineage: Eukaryota; Fungi; Ascomycota; Eurotiomycetes; Eurotiales; Aspergillaceae. The record is from RefSeq and is a predicted model, not a curated record. The transcript is spliced from 5 exons.